AUGGGAGGAGCAUAUUUUAGUCAGCCAUGGAGGACUCUGCCACAGAACAGCCAGGAGAAUCUCGAUUUCGUGAAAUCUUACCAGCCUCGAAACAACAAAGCCAAACAUCUCAGAAUUCUUCUUCAUGGACCAGUCGGUGCUGGGAAGUCCAGUUUCAUCAACUCUGUUGAAAGUGCUUUACAAGGCAGAGUAACUGGUCGAGCUUUGACAGAUGCAAUCUCCAGGAGCAGCUUUACACAAAACUACACAGCUUAUAAAAUCCACAAAGACCCUGAGAGCUACUAUUCUUUCAUUUUUAAUGACAUCAUGGGCUUUGAGCAAAAGACUAACACUGGAGUGAGUGUGGCAGAUGUCAUACUGGCCUUGAAGGGACAUGUGAAAGACGGUUACAAGUUCCUUCCUGAAAGCCCAUUGCAGGGCAGUGAUCAAGGCUACAGGUCAUCUCCCACUCUGGAGGACAGAGUUCACGUUUUGGUUUGUGUCAUUCCUGCCAACUCAGUGUCUUUACUAAGUGAAGAUGUUGUGAAGAAGAUGAGAGAAGUCAGACUAGCAGCCAGUGAAAUGGGCAUUCCCCAACUGGCUAUUCUCACCAAAGUUGAUGAAACCUGUCCUAAGGUCAAAAAAGAUGUAAACAAAGGCUACAAGAACAAGCAUUUAAAGGAACAGGUCAGCAAAUUCAGCGUGUUGCUGGGCAUUCCACCAAACUGCAUCUUUCUUGUGAAGAAUUAUGAUUCAGAAGUCACCCUGAAUGAUGGCAUUGAUGCGCUGACACUGAGCGCACUGAGACAGAUGUUAACCUUUGGAGAAGACUUCCUCAACAACCUACCUCCAACCUAGACCUACAUACUGCUGACACAAACAUUGUAUUAUCAAGACGUGAAAAAAUGGCCUCUUAAGAAAAAUGUUUACAUGCAGGGUACAUUUUGAUGAUAUAUUAUGCCUGUCACUGUUUUUAUAUAAGCCUACAGCAUAUUUCUAUACACAUCCAUUUUUCACCAACUUUUAUGUACAUUAUAUUUUUAUCUUUUCUUAGUUUUGUGUUUGUUUAGCUGUAUGUGUAUUUGUAGCUUAAUGUAAAUUGUUUUUAGAUUUAUAAGUAUACUGAGACCAGCUUACAACUAGAGCCAAAAUCCGUGUAGACCUACAGUAUGUGUUGAGCCCACAUC
Epinephelus fuscoguttatus (brown-marbled grouper) is the source of this 1166-nucleotide messenger RNA. RefSeq names its product interferon-induced protein 44-like. The transcript is spliced from 7 exons. The record is from RefSeq and is a predicted model, not a curated record. Lineage: Eukaryota; Metazoa; Chordata; Actinopteri; Perciformes; Serranidae. Bases 1 to 837 code for a protein of 278 amino acids.